Molecule: messenger RNA, 483 nt
Organism: Phalacrocorax carbo (great cormorant)
Lineage: Eukaryota; Metazoa; Chordata; Aves; Suliformes; Phalacrocoracidae
Source: RefSeq, a predicted model, not a curated record
GACGCACGGCGCGGAGGGCGCGCCGCGGAGGCGGCGGCUGCAACAAGAUGGCGGUAGCGGGCAGAGGAGCGGUGUCGGCUGCCGUGAAGCCGAUCUUCAGCCGGGACCUGGGCGAGGCGAAGCGGCGUGUGAGGGAGCUGUACCGGGCCUGGUACCGCGAGGUGCCCAACACGGUACACCUAUACCAGCUGGACAUCACGGUGAAACAGGGGCGUAACAAGGUGCGGGAGAUGUUCCUGAAGAAUGCCCAUGUUAGAGAUCCACGGGUGAUAGACAUGCUGGUUAUUAAGGGAAAAAUGGAUCUUCAAGAAACCAUUCAGGUAUGGAAGCAGAGGACUCAUGUCAUGAGGUAUUUCCAUGAGACGGAAACCCCACGACCUAAAGACUUUCUGUCCAAAUUCUACGCGGGCCACGAUCCCUGAGAGAUUUACUGUGUGUCUUCCUGCCUUGUGUUACAAAUAAAGUUCUAUAUAGUAGAAAAAA